Molecule: messenger RNA, 502 nt
Organism: Staurois parvus
Lineage: Eukaryota; Metazoa; Chordata; Amphibia; Anura; Ranidae
Source: the annotation of a GenBank genome assembly
AUCAAGCACCUAGGCAUGCAGACUGCUUUUACAAACAUCUGUGAAAGAAUGGGUCGCUCUCAGGACCUCAGUGAAUUCAAGUGUGGUACCCUGAUAGGUUGCCACCUGUGCAAUAAGUCCAUCCGUGAAAUUUCCUUGCUACUAAAUUUUCCUCAGUCAACUGUUAGUGGGAUUAUAACAAAGUGGAAGCAACUGGGAACAACAGCAACUCAGCCAAGAAGUGGUAGGUGAUGUAAAAUGACAGAGUGGGGACAGCGCAUGCUGAAAAAGUCACCAACUGUCUGAAGAGUCAAUAGCUAAAGACCUCUAAACAUCAUGUGGCCUUAGCACAACAAAAGUGCAUAGAGAGCUUCGUGGAAAUGGUUUCCAUUGCCGAGUAGCUGCAUCCAAGCCUUACAUCACCAAGUGCAAUGCAAAGCGUUGGAUGCAGUAGUGUAUAGCACGCCACCACUGGACUUUAGAGCCGUACUUGCCUGACUGCAUUGUGCCAAGUGUAAAGUUU